This is a messenger RNA of Penaeus indicus, 1678 nucleotides long. Its product is annotated as probable G-protein coupled receptor AH9.1. The coding region runs from base 1 to 1662 and encodes 553 amino acids. NCBI's taxonomy places the organism in Eukaryota, Metazoa, Arthropoda, Malacostraca, Decapoda, Penaeidae. Gene Ontology annotation, biological process: G protein-coupled receptor signaling pathway. Gene Ontology annotation, molecular function: G protein-coupled receptor activity. Gene Ontology annotation, cellular component: membrane. The transcript has 5 exons. The record is from RefSeq and is a predicted model, not a curated record.
AUGACGAACAUCAGCUCUGACGGAGGCGCAGGCGAAGGCUCGUCCCCAGGAGCCUCAGCGUCGGUCCUCGCCCCUUCCGCUAGCGUGGGCGUGAUGGAAAUCGUGGGCGUGCGGGCGGAGGGCGUGGUAGACGACGUGGUGGAGGAGACCAUGAGUCCUGAGAUCCAGUAUAUGGGCCAUAUCGCCUACAACGUCGUGGCGCCCGUGAUCAUCUCCUUCGGGAUUCUGACCAACGUGUUGAAUCUGCUGGUGCUCACCCGCCCGUCGCUCAGGGGACCCACGUUCAGAUACCUGAAGUGGCUAGCUGUGGCCAACCUGCUAGUGUGUGUAGUGUUGCUUCCCUUCACGCUCCACUCACACGCUACUCCGGUACCCUACGCAGCGGCCUUGUAUUUCGCUCAUAUUGAGGUCCCCGUCGGCAACGCCCUCAUCGCCUCCAGCGUCUACAUCGUCGUCGGGCUGAGCAUCGACCGCUUCGUCGCCGUCUGUUACCCUCGCAAAUACCGAAACCUCCACAGCCACUACGUCGCCUCCGUCAGGAUCGCUUUGUCGUUCAUCAUCGCUUUCAUUAUGUACAUUCCCAUGGCGUUCUACAAGGUGGUUGUGCCUGUAGGAGGAGGAGGAGGAGGAGGCGCAGGAGGAGGUGCUGUAGCAGGAGGCGAGGGGCAGCCCUUGAAAUACGUCAUCGAGGAGAAUGCCAAGGUGGUCUCGACGCAGUGGUUCAUGGUCUACGAGUACCUGCUGGAGAUCUGCGUCAGAUUCGCCCCGGCGGUGCUCCUAGCGGUGCUCAACACGUGGAUCAUCAUCGAAUUCAAGCGCAUCAGCCGCCGUCGCCGUCUCCUGAGCCAGGGCAUGAGCUGCGAGGUGUCGGCCAUCCCGUCGCAGUCCUACUACGAGGCCAACAACGCCCCGGCCACGAGCGUCGUCAACGCGUCUCCCACGAGGGGCGCCAAGGAGAGCUCGUCGCCUCCGCCGUUCUCCGGGGGGCCUUCCGUUCCUCCGCUCACGCCCGUCGCUGUUCCUCCUUCGUCCGUCCUUUCUCCUCCUCCUCCUCCUUCUUCCUCCGUUCCUCCUGCAGAAGGCGGCAAGGAGGCGAACCAGGGGAUCGCCUCCUCAGCCUCCCCCUCCAUCCUGAACGGCAGGACCUCCUCCUCGGCCUCGAACGGCUACGCUGAAGGAGGAGGUCGCAUAUCCUUCACGACCGACACCAGGAACUCGUCGGGGAAGUCCUUCGGGAGACAGAAUGGCAAGGAGGAAGACAAGGAGAAGAUCGGCCUCUCCAUGAUCAACGUGUCAGGCCCUCCCCCGCCCGCGCAGCCCCACCACGUCUCGCGGGGCAUGAGCGAGCGCCGCCACGACAUGGAGCGCCGCCUGGUCCUCCUGCUGGUGUCGAUCAUCGUGGCGUUCUUCGUGACCAACAUCCCGGCGGCGGUCCUCUCCCUCACCUUCAGCGACGACAAGAGGAACAACCUCGACUUCCAGAUCUUCCGCGCGAUCGCCAAUAACCUCGAGUUUCUGAACUUCGGUCUGAAUUUCAUCCUGUACUUCCUGUUUAGCAAGGAUAUUCGAAACGCUUUCACGACGCUCAUCAAGAGGGCGAUAGACCGAGUCAAGGAGGGGAUCGAAGGCUCGAGUAGCAAGUAUGCCGCCACCAAUCUAUGAUAACCUGAGAAGGCGG